AUGUCUGCACCGGAACGUUCAAUAUUUCGUACAAAUAAACCAUUAUCAAAUAAUCCACCUCAUUCUAUCAGUGUCACUGAUCGACGAAUCGAUGCUUUCACUCACUUGUGGACAAUCGAUCAUUUUCCAUCUUAUUUAGAUGAUCCACAAUCUCCACGUGUUCUAUUCAGUUCCUAUUUUUCGCCGAACUUUGGAUCACAUACUGAUAGUGUUUGGUGUCUGAAGCUUUAUCCGAAAGGAGUCAAUGAAAAAUCAUUAGAUUAUGUAUCAUUAUUUGUCAAAUAUGUUCGAGGACGAAGUGAUUUAAAAGCAAAAGCUGAAUUUUCAAUUAUCAAUAGUAAAGGAGAAUUUCAUGUAACGCGAAAAACACCAUAUCACAUUUUUCCCCAAGGCGGUGAUUGGGGUUACACCGAAUAUUUAUUAAGACUAGUUUUAACAAAUCAACGAAAAUCAGAAUUAUUAAAUUCCGAUCAAAGUUUAAAAAUAUUUACACGUGUAAUCAUAGUUGGAGAAUCUUAUUCUGAACGGAUACAAUAUGAAAAAAAGAAUACGUAUGAAAAUCUGUUGAGUUUAUCGUUACAUAUGGGAUCAUUAUUGCAACAUAACAAUCAGCAGCGUGAUAAUUUUUGUGAUGUAACAAUUGUUGUUCGACCACCCAAUCAUCAUCAACAUUUACAGCCGACACCACAGUUUCUUGUGACAGAAAAAGCAAAUGAUUCUAGUAAAGAAGAGGCAUGUACGAAACGACGAACAAAGCGCCGACGAUACAACACAAAUUCAGGUAGCGCUGGUGAAUCCUCUUGUGAAAGUAAUCAACAAUUGUCAACCUCAUUAUCGUCAUCAAGCGACUAUUCCACUACAUUUCAUGCUCAUCGAAGCAUAUUGAGUGUGAGAUCUCCCGUGUUUGCUGCUAUGUUUUCACAUAGCAUGCUCGAAGAACAAAAUGCCACAAUUGAAAUAAAUGAUUUAACUGCCGAAACUGUUCGAGCAUUAUUGGAUUAUAUCUACACUGGUGAUGUUGAAGAUAUUGAAGAUAAUUCUAUUGAUAUAUUUAAAGCAGCUGAUAAGUACGCGUUAGAAUUGCUGAAACAAAAAGCUGAAUUAAUUAUGAUGGAAUCCUUGAGUGUUGCAAAUUGUACUGAACUGUAUAUUGUUGCUGAUUUACAUAAUGCAACACAAUUGAAAAAAAAAGUACUGGAUUUUAUUAUGAAAAAUAUUUUGGAAGUAACAGAAAGUGAAGAUUGGCGUACACUAGUUGAAAAUUAUCCAAAUUUAGCAACAGAAGCUUUUGUUUAUUCAGCGACGCAUGCUGCUUCUUCAUGUGCUUGUUCGGCGUGA
Molecule: messenger RNA, 1338 nt
Organism: Didymodactylos carnosus
Lineage: Eukaryota; Metazoa; Rotifera; Eurotatoria; Philodinida; Philodinidae
Source: the annotation of a GenBank genome assembly